CAUGACAGAAGGAGGCAGCUCUUCCCUCGGUAGCUGCGUGAAUGUGCGAUAAAUGUAGUUCUCUUGCAGAGAAGCGAAGCGGUCGUCGCACGUCUUAAACUGGCGUCUGAGGUGAGUGACCACAGGAGCUGUUGAUGUGCGUGUGCUCGCAGGCAGGUUGGCCAGUGAAGGAAGAUUUCCUGCAUCUCUUAAGGGCACGCAGCGUGACAGUUUGUGCCAGGAUGAGGAAGGAUCUUGGGUUGGCGCUGCUCUUGCUGCUGUUUGCAGCUGUAGAGUCCAGCAGCACGUUUCCACCAGGGAAACCAGUCCUGCUCGGCUGCCGGUCCCCUGAGAAAGAGACGUUCACCUGCUGGUGGGAGCCGGGCUCUGAUGGAGGGCUGCCAACCACGCACCGCCUCUACUAUGAGAGAGAAAAAUUAGAGGGAACGCAUGAGUGUCCAGACUACCACUCGGCAGGAAAGAACUCCUGUUUCUUUAACAAGGAGCACACCUCCAUCUGGGUCGAUUACUACCUGACAGUGGUGGCCUCCAAUGCCCUUGGGAACGCCACUUCAAAGACCUUACAGAUUGAUGUAAUGGAAAUUGUGAAGCCCAACCCUCCUGAAAACAUCACUCUGCAGGUGAUGAGAGAGGACAGUCCAUAUCUCCAUGUAACAUGGAACCGUCCCCCCAAUACGGACACCAGGUCCGGCUGGGUCACCGUUAAAUAUGAACUUAGAGUCAAACAAGAAGACAGCAACGAGUGGAAGGAGUAUAUGUCAGAUACACAAACCCAGUUCAACCUGUACAACAUCAGUCCUGGGGUAAUGUACAUGGUUCAGGUGCGGUGUAGAUUAGACCAUGGCUCCUGGAGCGAGUGGAGCAACUCUACCUCUGUGAAAACCCUUAACUAUCCUAAGAAGGACAGACCAUUUUGGAUGCUGGUUUCCACCCUCUCUGCAGUUCCAUUUCUAACAGCGAUGUGUAUCUUGGUCAUGAAGAGGAAAUAUGUGAAGCAGUGUCUUCUGCCCCCUGUUCCUGGUCCAAAGAUAAAAGGAGUUGAUGUUCAACUUUUCAAGACGGGGCGAUCUGAAGACGUCAUCAAUGCCCUGAUCAUCAACCAGAGCUUUCCUCCUGUGGUGGCCUGGAAGGACCAGAUCGAGGAGUACCUAAUCGUGUCUGAUGACGGACUUCUUCUAGACUGCCCCAGUUCUCAAAAAAGGAAGAAAAGUUUGAUUAUUCCUGCUGGCUUGCACUUAGACUUGGAAAUCCAAUGUAAGGAGUCAAUCCUAGGCCAGAGUGCCUGGGAAAAUGCUGAGGAAAGAAUGAAAGAAAUAGAUAACUUUGUAAAAACCAAUACAUCUCUCUCAGGGGAGAAUUUAUCUCGCAUGGAGCCAUCCCGACUGCCAACUCAGAAACAGCUGUGCCCAAGUGUAAGCUUUGUAAACACAGGGGACCAGAGUCCGUCAAAUCACGAUGGUGCUUCUGAGAACACUGUGCAACCUCUCACAAACGGCUAUGUGGAUAUCCAGAAACACCACAACAUACAGGAGGUGGAUGUGAAAGAGGUGGACUACAGCAGAGUGAAGGAGGUGAACGGUGACAAUGUUCUCAUCCUCCAGAAAGAAAACGUCCCAGGCUUCAUGGACAUUCAGAGUCAAGAGAAGAACAUACCAGAUGACUACAGCAGGGUGAAAGAGGUGGACAGUGACAAUAACAUCAUCUUGCAGAGACAAAAUGUCUCAGCUGACUCUUCCUGUAGGGAGAAAGGUAAUCACUACACAGACUGCACCAAUAAGAAACCAAGAAAUCCUCAUGAACCCAGUAAAGUGGGAGUGUGCACAGAACUAAUCGGUAGUGGAUACGUAGAUACUAUCCCUGCACCAUCUUUAAUGUAAAGUUUUCUUUCAUGUGCAACAUUCAAACACAGAUAAUAGAUGUCCCUAGUGAUUUACAAGGGAUUUAGUGAUUAAAGGCUGGAAGAAGGCUUCUA
Messenger RNA from Toxotes jaculatrix (banded archerfish), 1972 nucleotides. RefSeq names its product prolactin receptor b (gene prlrb). Bases 135 to 1877 code for a protein of 580 amino acids. Gene Ontology annotation, cellular component: external side of plasma membrane; signaling receptor complex. Gene Ontology annotation, biological process: cytokine-mediated signaling pathway. The record is from RefSeq and is a predicted model, not a curated record. NCBI's taxonomy places the organism in Eukaryota, Metazoa, Chordata, Actinopteri, Toxotidae. Gene Ontology annotation, molecular function: cytokine receptor activity; cytokine binding. The transcript is spliced from 10 exons.